This is a messenger RNA of Dichotomopilus funicola, 906 nucleotides long. RefSeq lists its product as uncharacterized. Lineage: Eukaryota; Fungi; Ascomycota; Sordariomycetes; Sordariales; Chaetomiaceae. The coding region runs from base 1 to 906 and encodes 301 amino acids. Gene Ontology annotation, molecular function: oxidoreductase activity. The record is from RefSeq and is a predicted model, not a curated record. The transcript has a single exon.
AUGUCAAAGAGUGCCGCAGCCGCGUCCCACGCGGACUUCCACCGCAACUCCCUCUUCAAUCUCAAGGGCCGGGUGGCCCUCGUGACCGGGGGCGGGUCUGGAAUCGGGCUGAUGAUUACCCAAGCACUGGCCGCAAACGGCGCAAAAGUCUACGUUGUGGGCCGGACCAAGGAGAAGCUUGACACCGUAGUCAACACCUACAACAAGGACAUCGAGGGCGAGAUCAUCGCUUUACCGGGCGACGUGACCAAAAAGGAAGACGUCACCCGCCUCGUCAAAGAAGUCGAGUCCCGCGAGCCCUGCCUCUGCAUCCUCGUCAACAACGCCGGCAUCGCGGGCGAAACGGUCCAGACGGAAUCCGACUCCAGCUCCGCCACCGAGCUUCGAAAGAACCUCUUCGACACCGCCAAGGCUAACACCCAAGACUGGCUCGACACCUACAACACCGACGUCGUAUCCAUCUACUUCGCCACUGCCGCGUUUCUCCCCCUCCUCCAACGCUCAUCGGAACGCCACCCGGGCUGGUCGGGUACCGUCGUCAACAUCACCAGCAUCAGCGGCCUCGUUAAAUCCGCCCAGCACCAUUUCGCCUACAACGCCGCGAAGGGGGCCGCCAACCACCUCACGCGCAUGCUCGCGUCCGAAGUUGCCGGCGCGGGCCUCAAGAUUCGCAUCAACGCGCUGGCGCCUGGGGUUUUCCCUAGCGAGAUGACGGCCGGUGGGGAGAGUGAUGAGUUCCAGAAGAGUCAUCUGGACAAGGAGAAGUUUGUCGGGAAAGUUCCUGCCGCCCGCCCCGGGCGGGAUAUUGAUAUGGCGCAGGGGGUGUUGGGGUUGGUGUGCAACCAGUAUGUGAACGGGCAGGUUGCGGUUGUGGAUGGGGGGUAUACCCUUGCUGCUGGGUUGUAA